AUGAGGUUCGACAAGACCAAGUACCAGGUCCUACACUUCAGCCAGAACAACCCCCUGCAGUGCUCUAGUCUGGGUUUCCAACCACUCCAGGGGCAGAGUGGUUGGAAACGGGCCCAGUGGAGAAGGACCUGGGGGUGCUGGUCGACAGCAGCUAAACCUGAGCCAGUGUGUGCCCAGGUGGCCAAGAAGGCCAAAGACAUCUUGACCUCGUCCUCAGCGUGUUUUUCAUCUGUUUCCCAGCUCUGGGAAUCCUCCGGCAGCCUCCUGAGUGCAGAGCUGAGCCAGCCCACGGCCAGCACGGGCCUGGCAGUGCCGCAGGAUGCCAGCCUGGCAUGGCAGUGGGACAGCGGGGCCGCCGUGGUGGGGCCACCCUGCGACCUGCUCCAGCAGUGCCUGUGGGCAGCGGGCAUCACGGAGCAGCUGCUGGAGGCGGAGGCCAAGCAGGACCUGGGCAGGUUCCAGCCCCAGGUGGCUUUGGGCAGCACCCUGCAGCUCUGCCCCGCUGAUGUCCGGGGGCUGCAGCCCCAAGCCAGCCACCCCCACCAGACGGGGAACAUCCAGCCCUUCCAGCAGCACCUCGGGCCCUUCUCCAGCCUCCAGGGCCCCGGUGGGACGCUGGGUGUGGGGCCCAGCCAGGUGUGGGGACAGCAGGUGAUGGCCCAGCCAGCGCAGCAGGUCGUGUUCCUCCAGCAGGUGCCACAGGGGAUCGUCUCACAGGGAAAGCAGCCGUUCCCUGGCCCACCCUCCUGUGUCCUGGGGAGCCCCCAGGGGCAGCCAGUGCCAGUGCUGGUGCCACUGGUGCCACUGGCCCAUGUGCCCACCACCCUCCCACACUCUGCUGCCAGGUCAUCCCAGCACCACCAGCACCCUGGAGCAGCAGCCCCCCGGCACAGCAGCACCCUGGCACCCAAGGCUGGGGGAGUUGAGCUGUGGCACAGCGAAAGCUGCCAGAGCCAGGAGCCAAAACAGGAGACUGAGCUCUUUUAUAUCUUAUUUUAAAUAAAACUCUUUUUUUUCC
Molecule: messenger RNA, 1018 nt
Organism: Corapipo altera (White-ruffed manakin)
Lineage: Eukaryota; Metazoa; Chordata; Aves; Passeriformes; Pipridae
Product: BRD4-interacting chromatin-remodeling complex-associated protein-like
Exons: 3
Coding region: 1-999 (332 amino acids)
Source: RefSeq, a predicted model, not a curated record